Orbicella faveolata is the source of this 3818-nucleotide messenger RNA. RefSeq lists its product as uncharacterized. The record is from RefSeq and is a predicted model, not a curated record. Gene Ontology annotation, biological process: regulation of centriole replication; metaphase chromosome alignment; mitotic spindle assembly. Gene Ontology annotation, cellular component: centriole; spindle; centrosome. Lineage: Eukaryota; Metazoa; Cnidaria; Anthozoa; Scleractinia; Merulinidae.
CCUUAUUUAUUUAUCUAUCACUUUUUCGUCGUACGAGAAAAAUGUAUACAGGAGAAGUAAAGAAGGUAUACAUAUAUAAUCUUAUGUCGGAAAUUUUCCAAGAAAUUUCCUAAUCACAUAUAAUUUCACAGCUAAAUUUUUGCUUUGUGUUCCUUGAUUUCCUGAAAACAUGGGUUUUAACAAGAAAGAUGUCCAGCUGGAUAUCUCUUUGAAUAAUGAUAAAAAAUGGGAUAAUUAAAAAAAAAAAAGAAUGAAAUAAGGAUUAGUUAAAAAAGCGAAUCAAUUUACCGGGCGGGUGGACUGAGCAGUAAACUGGUUCUGUUCUGCUUUCUGGAAGUGAAAUUGUACUUUUGGAGGGUAAUGAUAAAGACUCAGAUGUGAAUUGUCAUUCUUGGUUUUGCUUUAGUCUCAGUGUGGAGUGUCAUACUGAUGACUCCGCUGACCAAAAGAUUCACACUUCACAUCAACUAAAAACUCAGUUCUUGUCUCUCAAAGAACUUACCAUACUGAGUAUAAUAAAUCACGCCUCAUGGCUAUUUUAGGGUACUAGGCAAAUUACGCCACUCAAAGUCCAACCCCGUUGACGUCGACCCCGCCGUGAGGUGGCAACAGGUAAUGCUGGCUGGCCACACAGGGCUCUGGUAUAGUCCAGCUCUGGCCCCGUCUCUUUCACGCAACGCUAUGCUCCCGGGCUAGUUUAGCCUCGUUUCUGACGCCGCCAAGGCGAGCCUGGGCUCUAUCCACUGGAAGGCGGGAAAUAAAAAUUAUCAAACAUGGCGACCAGAGGAGGAUUUCUUGUUGGAGAUCAUAACAUUCGUCCUCGACGCCCUGUCAGAUACGUAGCCUCAAAGCAAACUAAAUCAACCAAAAGGAAGAAGAAGAAACCGGAAUGGGACAGCACAGUGAAUGACUUGAAUGUACACAAGGCCACGAAAGAAGAACAGAUCAAAAGACAUGAACUUCACAAAUCCAAAAAUGCUGGCAAAGUGCACUUGCUGAGUCAAGUCAAGGACAGAAGUCUAGACUCCACCAUUCAGACUCCAGAUACAGUUGAAAGGCGGAAACUGGCCAUUGUUCAAGAAGUUUUAUAUGGUCAGGAUAAGUUUCAGGAGGUGUUGUCCGAGUCCGACAAAGCUAUGUCAGUUGUGAAAGAUUUGUUUGGUGAUGAUCCAAAGAAGUUCAUGGGAUUUCCAAAUAUCACUGCUGCCCCAAGUAAUGCUUUGAAUGGCAAAGAAAACAGAUUUCUAGCUGGUCCACUGGGUGAAAUGCCAGAGACUCCAACUCAUCUAUCGCUGCUGAGUGAUUCUGUCAUGAGAACACCAGCUUUGAAUGAACUUCAAGAUGACCACAAUCAAGAUGAGUUUUCUCCAGGAACACCACCUUCUGGCCAUGAAAGAAAAACAACCUCUUCCUUCCAACCCAUGCUUGACGUUCAAAGAUUUCAACAAUACGUGGCUGAAGAACAGAACAAAUAUCUUGAGAACCGUACACCUCACUCAAAUGCCGGGCAUGGCUCAGGCAAUGUGCCCUCACGUGAUAGCAUUGCUGCUGGACAACCAACCAUUUCCUCAACAGAUGGUAUAAAAAUCAUCGAAGAGGGAUCUGGACCCUUCCGUGGAGAGCGUGGCUCUGACCAUGUGGCACAACACAGCAGCUUUCCUAUGGUUGCUGAUCAUGCUAGUCAGCCACCAUCUUUUCUAAGUCAGGAGUCAGCAGAUACUGUCAUUGCUGGAGGGCCUAACUUUGUAAAACCAGUGUCCAUGGGAGAAUCAACUUCAAACAACAGUAUUCCAUCCAGUGUUAGAGCACAAUCAUCCAGAAGUGCAGUAUCAGAUCAGCGGCCUGGACCCAGCAAAAGAGACACAACGGCUAAACCGAGUCACAACCCGACAUCUAAUUCUUCAUCAAGUGGUUUACGAAGUCUUGAUGACUUAAAAAGGAUGGUGGAGGAAUUGGAAACAGAAGUAGCAGCUUAUGAACUUGAAACAGGUCGACAGCAAACAAAACUGACUUCGCCAUCUGUGGGCAGCUUCAGUGGAUACACUGCAUCACUUAUCACUGCCGUCACGAAGUUGAUGGGUUACUUGAAGGAGAGUGAAAUUCAAAGGAAAGCAGAAAUGGUUAUGAGGGAGCAAGUUCUCCAGGGAUUUCAAGAACAGAGAGCUUUAGUUGAUGCCCUUACUAAUGAUAUUCUCCACACACAAGAACAGAACCUGGCUUUACAAUAUGAGCUGUUGGAAUACAGAAAAACCACAGAUGAGCAGCUGCAAUACUUACAGAGAGAACUUUUUGCUGUCUUGAGAAGCCAUGAGUAUCAAGCAUUAUCCAGCAGUAUCAACACCUUGUACAGUUUAAACCCUGUAGCCUUGAGGCAAGGAGCUUUUGAUGCCCUCCGUCCAUCGCAACAUGAAAAUCAUAGCUUGGAAUAUCUACCUGGGGCUCCAGUUUCUCAAGCAUAUGAAAAGCAAGAACAGGAAGUAACCAAUUUAAGGACUGGAACAGGCAGAGAUUUGACAGCAGACAGUAGAAACAAGCCUUCAUUUAUACCUCUUGCAACAUCCCAGGAUCACAGUGCAUCACAGUACUCUGCUUUGAGUAGAAUGGCUGCAUCACCAGUUUCCCACAAACACAAUCCACCAGUGACGAGCAUUGACUCUGUGCAGCCGCACAUCCAAGUUUCCAUGGAGAAUUACACUAAACAGCAACACUCAGUGAUGCCUACUGCAGUGUCAGUUCCCCAGUUGCCACACAAUGGACAUGUUCCUUUGGUGUAUCCUUAUUCUGGUUCAACUAGUGUCGAUCAUGGAAUGCCUGGCCAUGGACAGAUAAGUUCUAACAUUGUCAUGUACCCUCCCAGCCAAGCUCAUUUCACUCAAGCUAGAAACAGAGAAGCAACCACAUCAAAACCCCAACCAAUAGUGACUGGUGUUCCUAAUAUACCACUGGUACAAAACCAAUCAGCUCCACCAGGUACUACAGUGAUGCACACAGGAUCAUCCUCAGUUUCACCCUUGUACAGUUCUCAUCUUCAGAUGGCAGGGCAACCCAGCAUUAAUGCACAGGUGCAAGUACAAACCUCUCAGUCAGCAGGCGACCAGCAGCCAGCAGUCUUCAAUACUAUCCAGCCAAUGCCUGGUGUUCCACAAGAGUUUCCACAGGGGAUUCCAAAACCACCUCAAGCUGCCUCCCACAGAUUGUCCCAUGAAAUGCCUCCUGCUGGUCUUGAAGAGGACUCAAGAUUGAGUUCCCCUAGGUAUGUUAAGAAUCCGGAGUCCAUAAGACAAGGUGCUGCUGCUGCUGCUGCUGUAACUUCUGCUGAAUUAUCUGACUUGAAGGAGAACCAAGAGCAGCCUCCUCGGCAAGUUUAUGUCCAAGCAGCUCCAAAAAUGGAACAUGCAUCAAAAUCCCAAGGCUUUGUACCAGUUUCCAGGGGAAUGAUUGGUGGUCUUCCAGCUAAUCAUCAGCUCAGAGAACGGCUUCAGAACUUGGCCAACAGGCAAAAGACUUCGACAGGCAAAACUGGCAGCUGGGAUGUUGGUAGUGCACACCAGAACAAAGGAGAAAGCAAGAAAGUUCAACCACCACGCCCAAGUUCUCCACAUGUACACUUCCAGGAUCCUCCAGUUUCCAUGAAUAGGCUCGACAGUUCUAAACAGCAACAUCAGCAGCACUCCCCUCCUGUUUCACCCAUCCCAUACAAGAAUCCAGCAGUCCUCAGGUCAAAUGCCCCACCUGACAAAAGAGUUGUCGUGAAUCUACCUAAUGCCUGGUCUGAUGUCUCAUCAACAAUUUCACUGUGAAAUACAAAAUGCUCAAUA